AUGGCCAAGCUACUGCGAAGCCUGCAGGAUUCCGAGAUCAUCGCCCGCUUCCAGCGCCGCUGCGGGCUCUUCCCAGCGCCAGAUGAGAGUCCCGGAGCGGAGAAGUCCCCUGCAGCCGAUGGCCAGGACAGCACGGGCCGCGCGGCAUCGCUCCAGGUAACCGGGGGGCCAGGUAUUUUUCACCUUCCUGCAUGGCCUGGCAAGCUCCUAGAAAUUCCUUCUAAUUCUCUAAGGAGAAGAGACUUGGAGAAGUCAUUUGAACAGAAAUAUAUUGUGAAGAAUUAUUUCUUCUAUUACCUAUUCAAAUUUUCAGCUGCUCUGGGCCAAGAAGUAUUUUACAUCACAUUUCUUCCAUUCACUUACUGGAAUAUUGAUUGUUAUUCAGCUAAAAGACUGAUAAUCAUAUGGGUGCUGGUGAUGUACAUUGGCCAGGUGGCCAAGGAUCUCCUGAAGUGGCCCCGUCCAUUCUCCCCACCUGUAGUGAAACUGGAAAAGAGGGUGAUUACCGAGUAUGGAAUGCCCUCCACCCAUGCCAUGGCAGCCACAGCCAUUUCCUUCACUCUGCUCAUAUCCACCAUGGACAGAUUCCAGUAUCCUUUCAUUUUGGGACUGAUGUUGGCUGUGGUGUUUUCCACGUUGGUGUGUCUCAGUAGAAUUUACACGGGGAUGCACACGGUCCUGGAUGUGCUGGGUGGAAUCUUCAUCACCACGAUCCUCAUCAUCCUCACCUACCCAUCCUGGCCCCUCCUGGACAGCCUGGACUCUGCCAGUCCUCUCUUCCCCGUGUGUGUCCUAGUGGUCCCCUUUGUCCUGUGCUACAACUACCCCGUGCCUGAGUUAUACAGCCCCACCAGGGCCGACACCACCACCAUCAUGGCUGCUGGGGCUGGAGCCACGAUUGGAUUCUGGAUGAACCACUUCUUCCAGUUAUCAUCCGAGCCAGCCUCCUCUAUGCCCAUGAUCAAGAGCCUUUCGACACUCACCACCCACCAAAUGUUCCUGGGGUUAAGCAGAUUCACCGUGGGGAUCGUACUAAUCCUCGGGGUCCGUCAGCUGAUGCAAAAGCUCUCAUUGCAAGUGCUGUUCUCCUGGUUCAAAGUGGUCACCAGGAAUAAGGAGGCCAGACGAAGACUGGAGAUUGAAGUGCCUUACAAAUUUGUCACCUACACAUCGGUGGGCCUCUGUACUACCACCUUUGUGCCCAUGCUACACCGGUUUUUGGGAUUGCUUUGAGCCUCCAUAGGUUGGAAAUUAGCCCCUAUGACCUGAGACAUAGACAUCCUCAAUUGGACAGCUCUUGCUUCCCAAAUUCAUGUUCCUUGCCCUGUCCUGCUGAGAGCUCAGAUCAACAUUGCAGCUGUUCAAAGGGAAACCUGUCCCACAAACAGGAUCCUCUAGUUUGUGAGGGUGGUCUUGCCUCCAUAGAUACC
Molecule: messenger RNA, 1430 nt
Organism: Suncus etruscus (white-toothed pygmy shrew)
Lineage: Eukaryota; Metazoa; Chordata; Mammalia; Eulipotyphla; Soricidae
Gene: SGPP2
Product: sphingosine-1-phosphate phosphatase 2
Exons: 8
Coding region: 1-1233 (410 amino acids)
Biological process (GO): sphingosine metabolic process; phospholipid dephosphorylation
Cellular component (GO): endoplasmic reticulum membrane
Molecular function (GO): sphingosine-1-phosphate phosphatase activity
Source: RefSeq, a predicted model, not a curated record